GUAUUUUAAGUCAAAUGGUGCGAGAUUAGUGUCCAGUCUGUAAGAUCCACCAUUUCUACUCAUCAUCCGAUUCAGUCGUUUAAACUUUGAUAAGGAACGACAGGAGGGUGGGUUCGAGGGUCGAUCAUGAACGCUGUCGCGCAGUUGCAGAGGCAGUUCGUUGAUUACUUCAAUUCACUAUACAGGGAGGGAGUUGUAGACGAUCAAUUUGCUGAGCUACAGAAGUUGCAAGAUGAAAGCACCCCAGAUUUUGUGGCUGAGGUUGUUACUCUCUUUUUUGAAGAUUGUGAGAAGCUUAUCAACAAUAUGGCUAAAGCUCUAGAUCAGCAGGUAGUGGAUUACAAGCAAGUGGACUCCCAUGUUCAUCAACUGAAGGGUAGCAGCUCCAGUGUAGGUGCCAUGAGGGUGAAGAAUCUGUGCAUUGCCUUCAGAACUCACUGUGAAGCCCAAAACCGUGAUGGGUGCGUACGAUGCCUGCAGCAAGUGAAUAAUGAGUACUUGUUUCUGAAGAACAAGCUUCAAACUUUAUUCAGGCUACAGCAACAGAUCCUUGCUGCUGGUGGGUCAAUUCCUACGAUUGCAUGAGUUGCCGUGAUAACCUAUAUAAAGAUAAAGUUAAAAUGUCAAAGACACAUUUCGAGUUCUUGUAGGUGUAGAUCCAAGCUGGUUUGACUACUGGGAUAUUUUCAUUCGAAUUCUAUGUAAAAGCAUAUCAUAUUUCAUGUACGAUGGGAGAGUACGAAGUGAAUAAAGAACCUCUAAUAUACUGCCUAGGAGAUGAUUUUCUUUGCUGUUUUGCAGUUUACAUUUUCUUAAUUUUAUUCAACCAGGUGCCUCAUGUUUACCUUC
Tripterygium wilfordii is the source of this 849-nucleotide messenger RNA. RefSeq names its product histidine-containing phosphotransfer protein 5. The transcript has 6 exons. Gene Ontology annotation, cellular component: nucleus; cytoplasm. Bases 127 to 585 code for a protein of 152 amino acids. Gene Ontology annotation, molecular function: histidine phosphotransfer kinase activity; protein histidine kinase binding. The record is from RefSeq and is a predicted model, not a curated record. Lineage: Eukaryota; Viridiplantae; Streptophyta; Magnoliopsida; Celastrales; Celastraceae. Gene Ontology annotation, biological process: cytokinin-activated signaling pathway; phosphorelay signal transduction system; phosphorylation.